Molecule: messenger RNA, 2039 nt
Organism: Dryobates pubescens (Downy woodpecker)
Lineage: Eukaryota; Metazoa; Chordata; Aves; Piciformes; Picidae
Product: haloacid dehalogenase-like hydrolase domain-containing 5
Exons: 8
Coding region: 1-1338 (445 amino acids)
Biological process (GO): glycerophospholipid biosynthetic process
Cellular component (GO): mitochondrion
Source: RefSeq, a predicted model, not a curated record
AUGCUCCGGGCGCUGCCGCCGCUCCGCGCUCUGCUCGGGGCCGGCUCCGCGGGGCGGCCGCCCCGGCUGCCUGCGCUCAGCGGCUUCUGCAGCGCGCCGGCGGCCGAGGGCAGCGCCGGCAGCACGCUCAGCGUACGACCAUCCUUUGGCUUUCUCUUUGACAUUGAUGGGGUGCUGGUACGAGGCAAGACUCCAAUUCCUGCUGCAAAAACAGCCUUUCAAAAGCUGGUGAAUUCUCAGGGACAGUUCUUGGUGCCUGUGGUGUUUGUCACCAAUGCAGGGAACUGCCUUCGCCAGGAAAAAGCUGAUCAGUUGUCUCGUCUACUGGGAGUUCCUAUUUCCCAGGAUCAGGUGAUGAUGUCGCACAGUCCCCUGCGGAUGUUCAAACGUUACCAUGAGAAAUGUGUUCUUGUAUCUGGCCAAGGACCACUUCUGGAUAUUGCUCAAGACCUUGGUUUCUGUCAGCCCAUUACCAUUGAAACACUGCGGGAGAAACAUCCUCUGCUAGACGUAGUUGACCAUGACAGAAGACCUAAUGUUCUGUACCCCUCUGCUGUGGAGAUUCCCAAGAUCGAGGCUGUUGUUUUGUUUGGGGAGCCAGUCAGAUGGGAAACCAACCUCCAGUUGAUAAUAGAUGUUUUGCUGACAAGUGGCUAUCCUGGAAAUCCCUAUCAGCAUGAAAAUUACCCUCACAUUCCUGUACUGGCUUGUAACAUGGAUCUGAUGUGGGUUGCUGAGGCUCAGUCUCCCAGGCUGGGACAUGGAACUUUCAUGGUUUGUUUGGAAAACAUUUACAAGAAGAUCACUGGCAAGGAUUUGAAAUAUGAAGCCUUAAUGGGCAAACCCAGUAAGCUGACCUACCAGUAUGCAGAGUACCUCAUCCGGGCCCAGGCUGCAGAGAGGCAGUGGAAGCAGCCCAUCCAAACUCUUUAUGCUGUCGGAGAUAACCUCAUGACCGAUGUCUACGGUGCUAACCUUUACAAUCGCUACCUUCAGGAGAGCUCCAGGAAAGGCUCCAAAUCCCGGAUGCAGGCCCAAGUCACUGGUGGCAGAGGAUCUGCCACACUCUCUCUGGAUGAUGAAAUGGGCAGCAGUUGGGAGAACGAAUUAGCCUCUGCAGCAGCUGCCCACUGUAGGUCUGUUCUGGUUUGUACUGGGGUGUACAACCCUCACACCGAGGUCCCCUCGGACACCCGAGAGAGCAUAACUGCAACAGUGUUCCACGGCCACAGAGAUUUCAGAUUUGAUCCUGCCUUGGUAGAACCAGAUCAUAUUGUACCAGAUGUUGAUGCUGCUGUAGACCUUGUCUUCCAGCUGGAGAACUUUGCACCUCAUUGAGAUGAUUUCUUAAGGACUGCUCAGUGCUGUGCUUCUCUUCCCCAAAAAACCCCAAACUGUGCAUUAAGGUCCUGCCACAAACUGCUGCUUUCUAGGGUUUUUAACUUUUAAUACAAUCUUACUUUGAGUGUACUCAGUAUACUUAGGUAUAUUAAUAUACUUACUACAUUAAAUAUCAAUAAUGCUUUUUAAACUGCUUUGGAAGAUGUUGUUUCAUGCUUUAGUUGCCCUUUGUUAGCCUCCUAUACAUGAUGUUAGCUAUUGUAAUAGCACUUUUUCAUAGUGAUUUAUAGCUGGUACUUCUAUUUCCACCUGGCAGUACCUUCUUCUGCUGGAAGAUUUAGCUUCUAGGUAUUGGGGAUCUUGAAGAAUGUUGGUUUGUGGUGGUCAUUCCCACAAUUAUAUGGUACAGAGCACCACUGUUACAACGUGUUGCUGCCUGUAUUGUGCAAGUUAUGAGUGCUCCUCCAAAUCACAGUCAAGUUGAGGUCUGUUCUGCUCCUUUGUAUUCGCUCACAUGUAACCCUGCAGCCUUUGUUUUUUGCCUCUUUUCCACAUGCCUGGAGCUGCAGCUGCUCCUUUCUGCUCUGAGAUGCAAAGCCUUAAUAGAAAUGCCCCUGUGAAGUGGAGAAGGCUGACCUGUUACCUCCAUUUCUGGAGCUCCUACUCAGCUGAACGCAGACAUGUAAGGAAAAUGGCUA